GAUGGAGUUUGUCUCAGAGAUCAAUGAACAAAGUACAUAGUUAGAUUCAACAACAGCCGCCAUUUCCGUUGAACGAUGUAAAUUCACCAUAGAAAAUAUUUAGCAAUUGAACAUUAUAUGGAGCACCGUCUACACGUGGUGUAAGCGGAUUAUGUACCAACGUGUGCAAUGAUGUUGGAUUACACAUGAAUGUGAAGCUGACUGGUGUAUCUUCAACAGAACCUGGGAACUUUCUAGUGAAGAAACGUGUUCAGGGGGAGUAAAGCGGAGGCACUACAGCAGGUCUGGGAAAGAUCAGAUGGAUGUCCUCGGUGAAAAUGAGGCCCUGCAGCAAUUUUUUUAUGGGCAGGAUGUCAGUGGCGUAUUGGACAGUGCAGCGGUCGAUACCAGCAUUCUAGAGCAAUAUCUCAGCAAUGAUAUCGACCCCACUUUUAUGUUACCUGAAUCACCUCCAGAUUCAGCUUCAGAGCCGUGUUCACCUCCACAAAUUCCAGAUGUCCACUUUGCCUCAGAUUUAUCCUCUGAGCAUCUGGCUCCUGGCCUGCGCACCUCAGCCGGACAGAUUCCUGCUCCUUUCUGUCAUCUUAAGGCUCCACCAUCCUCUGAGUAUGAUUUGGUGAACUCCAUGAAGCAUAUAAAGAGCAAAUCACCUGCUACAGCUCUGAACGUGUGUGAUUCAUCCUUAAACUGUCCAUACAGCAGUCCAAAUGAGACCUGCAUACAGAGCGCCGGGCCACCAGUACAGCAUGACCCAAUAGAUGUGGUCAGAGGCUACACAGAAGCUGCCACUUCCAGCACAUCUCCAUGCCUUUUACCUCAUGUAUGUGUGGAUCCAUACAUGGCCUCCGAACCUGGUCUGAGCACAGGGGAAACGUUAUCUGAAAAGAAUAAGAGAAAGCGUUCAAACUCUUUGGAUGUAAACACACCAGACAGCCAGUGGAGAGACCAAGCCAGCGUUUGGACCAAGCCUUCAUUUUGUCCUGAGAGGGCUGUGAGUAACAUGCCAGGCUAUGAGGGUGAUAUCCAAGCAGCAAGUUCAGCAAUGACAUACCAGCUUCUGAAAUGGGACCGCUACCAACCAAACCAGUGGAGCAGCCUGUACAACGGCAGUCACCAAAUUCUCCCGUCCCCAGGUUACCACGUGGACACAGAUAAAGGGUUUAGCUACUCAGCAGCUGAUGAAGCAUUCGUGUGCCAGAAGAAAAACCACUUCCAAGUUACAGUACACAUCGGGAUGGCCGGAGACCCCGUAUAUGUGAACACACCAGCAGGUCCUAUGCCUGUAGACAGCUUCCAAGUGAAAGUCUUUGGAAUUAAGCUUGAGGCUCAGAACCAUCACAUCACCAUCGAGCAGUCGCAAUCAGACCGCAGCAAAAAACCUUUCCUUCCAAUCCAAGUAAACUUGCCUGGAAAUAAAAUCACCAAGAUUACGCUUGGAAGGUUACACUUUAGUGAGACAACUGCUAAUAAUAUGAGGAAGAAGGGCAAACCUAAUCCUGACCAGAGGUACUUCCUAAUGGUUGUGGGACUUUAUGCUACAGUCAAAGAGAAGAGUUACGUACUGGUUGCAAACGUAUCUGAGAGAAUCAUCGUCAGGGCCUCAAACCCCGGGCAGUUUGAGAAUGACAGCGAGGUGCUCUGGGUAAAAGGGCAGACCCCAGACUCAGUGGUGUGCCAGGGAUUUGUGGGGAUCAACACCGAUACCCCAGAUGAGGCCUUGGUGGUUUGUGGAAACGCCAAGAUAAUGGGCACGGUCAUGCACCCCUCAGACAGCAGAGCGAAAGAGAAUGUCAAAGAGGUGGAUUCAACAGAACAGCUGAAACGAAUAGCUCAGAUGAGGAUUGUUGAAUAUGACUACAAACCAGAGUUUGCCUCAAAGAUGGGCAUCGAUCAGGUGCAUGAAACAGGCAUUAUAGCACAGGAGGUAAAAGAGCUGCUUCCCACAGCGGUGAGAGAAGUAGGAGAUGUCACAUGUUCAGACGGACAGAAAAUACACAGCUUCCUGAUGGUGGACAAAGAACAGAUUUUUAUGGAGAACGUAGGAGCUGUAAAAGAGCUCUGCAAGCUUACCGAUAACCUGGAGACACGUAUUGAGGAGCUGGAGGUGUGGAACGCUCGCCUGGCCAAGCUGAAGAACCUGGGGAGCAUGCGCUCCAAAAGCACCGCUGCAAGUAAACGAGGAGUCACGAAAAGCAACAGAAUCCAAACCCCAGCUCCUCCCCAAAAGCCCUCACCGUUAAAAACUAUUAAAGAGUAUGUACGUGAGAAAUACCAGCACUGCCUCCAGCACCGAUUAUUCCAAACCACAAUCAUUCUGCUUGUGGUAACUAUGGCUUUUUGUGCCAUCUGUAUCACCUCACUGUACAUGCUCACAUUAAAAGAAGAGAUACACUUUGAUUCCAGUAGUAAUAGCAGUAUGCAUCCGAGCUCAGUCCCUACUACUACUACAGAAAUGGUGAUUACAGACUCCACAGUCUCACCCACUACAUCAUCUUCUGGCACUUGGCCACCAGAGAUCGAUUUCUCUAGCGUGUUUUACUCGGAUGAAGUUUAUUGCUGUCUACAUACAUCAUCUAGCAGCCGUGUGUCUGUCACACCGAGCUCAGCUGUUCCCCCAGGCUUUCAUAAAACACCUCCUCAUAUUGAAAAUAGUCAGACAGCUAAUAUUCCAUGGGAAUGGUUACGAUUCUUCAGCGACUGGACAAACACAACCAUUAGUUCUAUCCUUAUCACCCAGAACCAGCAGGUUAUAGACCACCAAUAUAUAGACCAGCAGGACUCCCGGAAAGGGAACUACAGCUAUCGGAUCCCCAUCAGCAAACACAUUCCCAUCAACAUGCCAGUCACCCUGCAGAUGACCACUACUGAGCUGUUAGUGGCUCACUUGUGUGCGUAUGAGCUGAGAGAGGAGUGCACUGCUUUGAUGGACAAUAAUGACUCUGAAUUCUACAGAGCCCUCAACACACAGGGGUACGUACACGAGUGGCCCCUGUCAGUCGCCCGACAUUUCCGAUCAUCUUAUCAUUUUCGUCUCUCGGUAGCGGGCCAUGCUCACUGUUCUACAGACCCCAACUAUGUGGGAAUUCUGUUUACUGACUACCAUUUCCAUUUCUACCGCCACUGCCAGUGAUCCUGGAUUGAUACUAAUCACCCAUAAUAAACUAAUCACAGAUCCUCCUAAUGCUUUGACAAGAUUUAAAGAAGGAAGAAGUGAUACUGACUACCAAGGCUUGGCUUGCAUAUAUAUGUGUGUGUGUGUGUGUGUGUUUGUGUGUGUGUGUUGAUUUUAUGUAACAUAUAUACAGUAAUCUGUCAAUAGAUAGUAGAAAUAUGGGUUAGGAUAAUACACUAACAAAUACAAGGGCAGAGAAAAGAAAUGAAUCAUUUGUGAUUGGGCUAAAAUGGAAAGAAUUCAAAAAAAUAUCCAGUACAACAACAGGAAAAGUAAAAUGAAAAAUGAUUCAUAAUUCAGUCCUUCAGGCUGAAGCUGCACGAUGUGUGGGAAGUUCUCUUGGUUCUAGGGCUUGAUGAUGUUGGUACUUAGACUUUAGGGUCAACGGCCUUAUAAAAAAUGUAUUGGCACUAAUAUUGUUAAUGCUGAGAGCCUGGCAAUGCUGGUACAUGACAUACCUGUCUGCUCCGUCUCUCAGGCCAUUCGAUCAUUAACCGACAGCAUACGGUGGACUUCAGCUAUUAACGAUCCCAUAUGCUCUGGAAAUUGCUCAUAUGCUCUGUCACAAAUUCUCAUUUUAUAUUAAUAUAUGUAUUUGUGAAAAAAAAGUGUUCACCUUAUCGUCAGAAGAUCAUGAGCUCGAAUCAUGAGAUUAUGAGUUCUACAGCCGUCCAUGAACAAGAGCCAAAAGCUGUGCUCUAUCUAUCACCGGUGACACUGGCAAGUCUCAGGCAUCACGUAUAUGGAAGAGAGUGGGUUUGUCUCUGAGUGUGUCACAAUGUACUAUAAUGUACGGUGCAUGAGCAGCAGUUUGAAACGUUCAUGUGUUACUGUAGCAGGGGGCGUAGCCAUCAUUUAAAAAAUGGGGGGGACGAAAUGUCUAGUGUUAUCUGUUUUUUUUUUUUUCAGUUAACCCUUGUGUAAAUGACAGGUUUUAUUUUUAAUCAUGAUUUUUUUGAUCAUGCUUUAUAUGAUUUAUAUGAUUAUAUAUGAUUAUAAAACAGAAAGAAAGAAAGAAAUAGAACAGCUUGCUACUAGGACAGUACCCUUAAAAGGACAUCUUUGUACCUUAUUUACAUUUUUUACAUUACCCAUCAUCCUUUGCACCCCGUCAUCCACCACGUUUGUUUCCUGUCUUCACCUGUCUGUUCACCUGGACUCUAUUUAUACUCAUCACCGCUGUCUUCACUCAUUGUCGGUUAUCGUCUUUAUUACGUUGUAUGUAUGUGUGAUUUACCUGCUCCUUAUUAUUAAAAUGACAUCUUUAAUGUCAC
Molecule: messenger RNA, 4446 nt
Organism: Tachysurus vachellii
Lineage: Eukaryota; Metazoa; Chordata; Actinopteri; Siluriformes; Bagridae
Product: myelin regulatory factor-like protein
Exons: 26
Coding region: 299-3130 (943 amino acids)
Biological process (GO): protein autoprocessing; positive regulation of DNA-templated transcription
Cellular component (GO): endoplasmic reticulum membrane; nucleus
Molecular function (GO): sequence-specific DNA binding; DNA-binding transcription factor activity
Source: RefSeq, a predicted model, not a curated record